AUGGUGGAGAUUGUUAUUUCCAUUGCAGCAAAAGUUGCUGAAUACUUGGUUGCUCCAGUUGGACAUCAGCUAGGUUAUCUCUUUCAUUACAAUUGCAACAUGGCGGAACUCCGGGAUCAAGUUGAGAAGCUGGGUGAAGCAAGGGAGAGCCUGCAGUUACGUGUGGGCGAGGCUAAUAGGCAUGGGAGUGAAAUCUUACUAGAUGUUCGCAUCUGGCUGACACAAGCUGAUGACAUCUCCCAGGAUGCUCAGGAAUUCAUUGAAGAUAAAAAGAAAGCAAAGAAGAGCUGUUUCAAGGGGUUGUGUCCUAAUUUGAUCUCACGAUACCAGCUCAGCAGUCAAGCAAAGAAAAUGGCCCUGGAUGUCAAGAAAAGCCAAGAAGGAGGCGAUUUUCAAACAAUAUUUUAUUGGCUCCCCCCGCCAGGGGCUGGAUCUGCAGCUCUCGAAGGUCACGAAGCUUUCGAAUCAAGAAACCUGACAUUGGAAAAAAUCAUGGAGCGGUUACGAUGUGAUGAUGUCAAUAUGAUUGGGAUAUGGGGCAUGGGCGGUGUGGGCAAAACCACGCUGGUCAAACAAGUGACUAUACAAGCUAAGUAA
Molecule: messenger RNA, 597 nt
Organism: Vitis riparia (riverbank grape)
Lineage: Eukaryota; Viridiplantae; Streptophyta; Magnoliopsida; Vitales; Vitaceae
Product: probable disease resistance protein At5g63020
Exons: 1
Coding region: 1-597 (198 amino acids)
Molecular function (GO): ADP binding
Source: RefSeq, a predicted model, not a curated record